CUAAAAAACUUCUUAGGCUCUUCAAUAUCUAUCAUCUUUCUAUCUCUACAUACACUUUCCAACUUUGUUUGUUCUUUGCUUUUUGAUCUUCUAAAUUUCUAGUACUGCUCUAUAUUCUCUAGCUUACCAAUUCUUUUGAUAAAUUUAUGGACAAAGGAUGGGGUCUUACCCUUGAUAGUUCUUCUUCUGAUAAAGUUGGUUUUUUUAAAAAUAAACCUGUUUUUGGUUUUAAUUUAAGUCCAAGAUUGAAUCAUAUCAACGCCGGUGAAAUGUUUUCCGGCUCGGCUGAUGAGACACGUGGCAUGGUUAAUGAAGUUGACUUCUUCUCUGAGAAGAAACCUAUUGGUCUUGUUGUAAAGAAGGAAAAUUCUCACGUUGACAAUUCUAUGAAGACUGAUUAUGUUGUAAAUACUGGUUUGCAACUUGUGACUGCUAACGCUGGAAGUGAUCAAUCAACAGUAGAUGAUGGGAUUUCAUCGGAAUUACUUGAAGAUAAACGACCUAAAAAUGAGCAGUUGGCACAAUUGCAAGUUGAGCUUGAAAGGAUGAAUGCUGAAAAUCAACGUUUAAAAGGGAUGCUUACUCAAGUUGGCAACAGUUAUUCUGCACUUCAGAUGCAUCUUGUUACACUCAUGCAACAGCAGCAGCAGCAACAACAACAGCUGCAGCAGCAGCAGCAGCAACUGAUUUCAAGAACUGAAAGUGCACAUGGCCAUGAGGUUGUUGAAGUGAAGCCUGAAGAAAAGAAGCAAGAGAAUAAUGAGACCAUAGUUCCAAGACAAUUCAUGGAGCUUGGUCCAAGUGGUUCCAAAGCUAAUCCAAUGGAGGAGCCAUCUCAUUCCCACUCUUCAUCAGAAGAAAGAACGCUUUCUGGAUCACCUCGCAACAAUACGGAAUUAAUGUCAAGGGAUAAGGCAAUUGGCCGGGAAGAAAGUCCAGGAUCUGAGAGUUGGGCACCAAACAAGGUGCCUAAAUUGAUGAAUUCACCGAAACCUGUUGAGCAAUCAACAGAAGCAACUAUGAGGAAAGCUCGUGUCUCCGUCCGUGCCCGAUCAGAAGCUCCCAUGAUUAGUGAUGGUUGCCAAUGGAGAAAAUAUGGUCAAAAGAUGGCAAAAGGCAAUCCGUGUCCACGUGCUUAUUAUCGUUGCACCAUGGCUGUUGGUUGUCCCGUGCGCAAACAGGUACAAAGGUGUGCAGAAGACAGGACAAUCUUAAUAACAACAUAUGAAGGUACACAUAACCAUCCCCUACCACCAGCAGCUAUGGCUAUGGCAUCCACAACCUCAGCAGCAGCAAACAUGUUACUCUCUGGUUCCAUGCCAAGUGCUGAUGGCAUGAUGAAUACAAAUUUCCUAGCAAGGGCCAUGUUACCAUGUUCAUCUAGCAUGGCAACUAUUUCAGCAUCAGCUCCAUUUCCUACCGUCACAUUGGACCUAACAGCCCAAAAUCCAAAUGCUGCAUUGGCUAAUUAUCAUCAAAGAAUUAAUCCAGCUAGUAAUCAGUUCCAAUUUCCUUUACCAGCUGGACUUAAUCAGCCGAAUUUCGUUGCCUCAAUGUCAAGUGCACAAAUGCCACAGGUUUUAGGCCAAGCUUUGUAUAACCAAUCAAAGUUUUCAGGUUUACAAGUUUCUCAAGACAAUAUUCACCACCCCUCAUUUUCUCAUGACACACUCUCCGCUGCCACAGCCGCCAUUACCGCUGACCCCAACUUCACUGCCGCCCUUGCUGCCGCUAUCUCCUCCAUCAUCGGUGGUUCUCAACCGAACAACAGCAACAGCCCCAUGUCCGCUCCGUCAAGCAACAAUAACAACACUAGUAGUUUCACAGGGAACUAAUGAAGAAAAUAUGAGCCAUAUUAUUUUCUUUUGUAAAACUUGCUGUCAAUUACCAAUAUUCCUCUUCAUUCUUUUUUAAUAUUUCUUCCUUAGGAUAUUAGGGGCUGAAACUUGGAAUGAAUAUACAUGUUCAUAUCGUUUUGCUUUG
Lycium ferocissimum is the source of this 1983-nucleotide messenger RNA. Its product is annotated as WRKY transcription factor 6-like. Lineage: Eukaryota; Viridiplantae; Streptophyta; Magnoliopsida; Solanales; Solanaceae. The transcript has 6 exons. The record is from RefSeq and is a predicted model, not a curated record. The coding region runs from base 147 to 1835 and encodes 562 amino acids. Gene Ontology annotation, biological process: regulation of DNA-templated transcription. Gene Ontology annotation, molecular function: DNA-binding transcription factor activity; sequence-specific DNA binding.